This is a messenger RNA of Anguilla anguilla (European eel), 928 nucleotides long. It is a transcript of the gene dpcd, whose product is annotated as deleted in primary ciliary dyskinesia homolog (mouse). The coding region runs from base 37 to 648 and encodes 203 amino acids. Lineage: Eukaryota; Metazoa; Chordata; Actinopteri; Anguilliformes; Anguillidae. The transcript is spliced from 6 exons. The record is from RefSeq and is a predicted model, not a curated record.
CAGGUUUGGCGUCAGAACCAGCGUUGGUUUUUCAAAAUGGCUGCAGCAUUACAAUGCUGGUCUGACAGUUUGAAAGAAGCAAAGAAAACUGCGCUGCUACAUGAAGGAAAGAGGAAAGUGCAUUACCUUUUUGCGGACGGGAAAGAAAUGGCAGAAGAGUAUGACAUGAAAACUGACGAGCUUAUUGUACGAAAAUGGCGAAAGAAGAGCACUUUGGGAGCACCAGGUCAAUGGGAGGUCGAAGUAGGUGACCCGUCUACGAUGCAAACUUCAGAACCACAUCUGAUCAAGGAGAGCAGUUCAAAUCCUGUAUUGAUACGUAAAGACACCAAGGCGAGCUUUCAGUGGAGGGUCCGCAACCUUCCCUAUCCCAAAGAGGUCUACAGCGUUUCCGUCGAGCCAGGGGAACAGUGUUGCAUCAUCAGGACAACAAACAAAAAGUAUUAUAAGAAGUUCUCCAUCCCAGAUCUGGACAGGUGUCGGCUACCUCUGGACAGCUCCGCCCUCACCUUCAACCACGCCAACAACACCCUGAUCAUCACUUACCAGAAGCCCAAGGAGCUUCUGACCCUGGAGCAGGACUUGCUGAGGGAGCUGAAAAGGAUCAAGAGCACCGGUGACGGGGACAUGGACUGCAAAACCCAGUGACCCGCCCGACACGCAGGGCCACGCCACGCGACUAUGUGACAUGAGGACGUGCAGUCUUUCACCAAAGCCGCGUUCCUGCAGGUUAUCUUCACCAUUGGCUCGCUGUUUAUUAUUUUUGUUCCCUUUUUGAAGGUACCAAGAAAGAAAAAAAAAAAAGAUCUCUUUAAAUAGGUUGACUUUUGGUUUGAAGUAUUUCGAAGUCUGGACGUCUGGUGUGGAAUCAGAAUAAUUUAUUCUGCUGUUAAACUAAUUUCUAAACCGUUUUCUACUGUCUGUGGCU